This is a messenger RNA of Macadamia integrifolia, 2625 nucleotides long. RefSeq lists its product as uncharacterized. The record is from RefSeq and is a predicted model, not a curated record. The coding region runs from base 387 to 2405 and encodes 672 amino acids. The transcript is spliced from 4 exons. NCBI's taxonomy places the organism in Eukaryota, Viridiplantae, Streptophyta, Magnoliopsida, Proteales, Proteaceae.
UGAGUUCCCCUCCUCUCUUUUCUUUCCUUCCCUCUCCCUUUCCCUUUUAUCUGUUCCUUCUUCCAUGGCUUUCUGGUUCUCUUCUUUAAGACAUAGAAACGAAACGAAACGAACCGAGCCUAGAUCGAUGUCUCAGGUAGAAGGAAACAAACCUCUCUUAUCUAAUCGGUAUAUUUGAACCCUUUAUACUUCCAUUAUCAACUGUUCUGUAUAUAUUUUGUAUACGGAUCUGCUAUUACGAUCUCUGGUUCUGUAAUUUGGAAGUGUUUCGAGCCUUUUCUCACGUGGUAUUCGAGGUGGAUGUUGUGGAAGAUCCUUUCCUAAAAGGAGCGCUUCAGGAGACUAUAAUGUUUGAGUUUGGGGAGAAAUCGUAAGCGCUACAGGAAAUGCCGAGGCAGAAUCGAAGCAUCGAGGGUCUGAUUGGAGGACACUGUAAGAUCCGGAAACGAUGUUGCUCUUCUUCAUCAUCUUCGUCAUCGUUAGUACAGAAUUACCGUUUCAAGAGGGCGAUUUUGGUUGGGAAGAGAGGAGGAUCGAGUACCCCUGUUCCCACAUGGAAGUUGAGAUCAAGAUCUUCUUCUGUGGUCGGAAUUGAAGAAUCCCCGAAAUACCCGCCGUCGCGGAGCGGUGGUAAAGGAAAUCUACCGCCUGUUUCGGCCCGGAAGCUCGCCGCUACUCUGUGGGAGAUGAAUGAGAUCCCUUCUCCUCGAAUGAAAGAGGACGCUUCGGAUGAGAGAAGAGUCCUUAAGAAAGAGAUGAGAGGCAGAGAAAGGCACUCCAGGUCAGUCCUGUCGGGUUCUCUCCCUCCACAUUUGUCCGAUCCAUCCCAUAGCCCUGGUUCGGAGAGGAUGGACCGUUCAGGAACUGGGAGUCUCCGAAGAAGAUCAUCCGGCAUUUCUCAGAAGCUUCGGCCGACUGAUCACAAUGUUGGAUAUUUUGACUCUCUGAGCAAUGCCAGUUUGAUGGAGAUCGAUACACGAUCUCGAGGGAUUACUCCAACAGGGUCCGUCUUGGGAAGCAAGAACCGUUUGAAGGAUCUCAGCAAUGGUCUCACCACAUCUAAGGAGCUACUGAAAAUACUUAACCGGAUUUGGGGUCUGGAAGAGCAGCAUUCCUCAAGCAUGUCUCUUGUCUCGGCCUUGCGUGUGGAGCUCGACCGUGCUCGAAUCCAGGUUGAACAGCUGAUCCAUGAACAGAGGUCUGAUUAUAAGGAGAUUAAUUAUCUUAUGAAACGUUUUGCCGAAGAGAAAGCAGCUUGGAAGAGCAAGGAACAAGAAAGGAUCCAAGCUGCAAUUGAUUCCGUUGCAGGGGACCUUGAAAUGGAGAGGAAGCUCAGGAGACGAGCUGAGGGCUUGAACAAGAAGCUCGGGAUGGAAUUAGCUGAUACCAAAUUAUCUCUCUUAAAGGCGAUCAAAGAACUCGAGAGCGAGAAGAGGGUAAGGGAGGUAGUGGAAGAAGCGUGUGAAGCGUUGGCCAGGAGUGUCGGAGAAGACAAGGCUGAGGUGGAAGAAUUGAAGAGAGAGUCUGCCAUGGUUCGGGAAGAGGUGGAAAAGGAAAGAGAGAUGCUUCAAUUAGCAGACGUAUUGCGUGAGGAAAGAGUCCAGAUGAAGCUGUCAGAGGCCAAGUUUCAGUUCGAGGAGAAAAACGCCGCCGUGGACAAGCUGCGGAACGAGCUCGAAACCAUUCUGAAAUCUAAGAAGGCUGCCAAGGAGAAACAAGUAGUUGGGUCUAAUGUAAUUAAUUCUCGUCUGGGUUAUUAUCAGAAUGAGGAAGGAUACGAUGAAGGUGAAGUAGAAGAAGAAGAGGAGGAAGAAGACGAAGAAGAAGAAGAAGAGGAAGAGGAAGAGGAAGAUGACUCUGCUGAAAGUGAUCUUCAUUCGAUAGAGCUGAACAUGGACAACACAAGCAAGGGCUGCAAGUGGAGUUACGCUACAGGAGCUACUAUUACUACUACUAAAGAAGAUCCAAAAAGGGUUUCAGUUGAGGAAGAAAUUAGGGGAAGGAAGUCCAUAUCUGAGAAGAUGCCCCGUGGGAGUGGAGGUAGCUCUCUUGAAAGGAGUAUUUCGGAUGGAAUUGAAUGGAAUCUGAGAAGUGAGAAUGGUCAGAAUUCAGAAGAUGGGAUUGUAUGGGGGAUCUUCUCAGAACUGGAAAGGGAAAUUCCUAGACAACAUUACGAAGAUGAAACACAGAGAUACAAAUCGGUGAAGGGUAUUAGAGAUCAACUAUUAUCUGGUUCAAGGAUGGCAUCAGCCCGAGGCUUCGCCAGCCCUACACGCCAAUGGGGCCAACCAUGGCCCUCGCGAGAGUCCGGCAAUGGUGGACGCGAGAGGCCGAGUAUAGUGACACAGGGGAGUGAUUCGAGGGCGAGGCUAAUGGAAGGUCAGCAUCCAAGGCGUUCUAGGUAGUUAAAAACCAAAACAAUCCUAUCUUUUACUAAAUUUCUUCUGAAAUUGAUUGAUGCUCUUCACUCUGGUGGUGGUGGCUUCUUAAUUUUUAGAUCAAAUUUUCACUUUAAAAAGAAAAAAAGACUCUUGCCUGUUCUUUGAUUUUGCUUUUGUACAAAAACUUCUGGUGUUACUGAGCAAUAAUUAUAUGAUCUACGAGUAUCAAAAUUUUGGAGUUGCA